Nymphaea colorata (pocket water lily) is the source of this 3520-nucleotide messenger RNA. Its product is annotated as vacuolar sorting protein 3. The record is from RefSeq and is a predicted model, not a curated record. The transcript is spliced from 14 exons. Gene Ontology annotation, cellular component: membrane; cytoplasm. NCBI's taxonomy places the organism in Eukaryota, Viridiplantae, Streptophyta, Magnoliopsida, Nymphaeales, Nymphaeaceae. Gene Ontology annotation, biological process: vesicle-mediated transport; autophagy; endosomal vesicle fusion. Bases 137 to 3193 code for a protein of 1018 amino acids.
GUCUUACAGAAUUCCUUUUUUCCCAUGUGGUAGAAUGACAGUUGCCCCAAUUGUGUUCAGCACCAAGAUGAAUCUGCUCCGCGUCAAAUGAAGUCCUCUUCCUCCCCUGCUACCCUUGGAAGUAGGUCUUCACGCGAUGGGGAGGAUGGAGUCUGGCGAUCGAAUGGUCCUGGAAGCCGUCGCAGAGUUCGAAACUUCCCAUAUUCCGGCCUUCUCCUCAUCUCUUUGCUCCACUUCCUCCAAUCUUGGCCAAAUCUCCAUCCGUUCCUUGGCCAUCUCGACAACCUCGGCCUCUAAAACCCUGAUUUACGCUGGCUCUCAGUGUGGUGCCAUCUUGUCCUUUGUGUUCGACCCAUCGCAGCAUCACACAAGGACCGAUACAGAUCAAGAUCCAGGUCAACGUUUAUCCUCAACGAAGACCUCCUCUUCAAGGUGCGUUAGGGUCGGGAAUUCUCCGGUGGAGUCGGUGAUUGUCGUAGCAGAGAUCGAUAGAGUUCUCUUUCUUUCCGAUGGUUUCUUGCAUUUGGUGGACCGCUAUUUAUCUUCGCCCGUGCAGAAACUGGUGUUCCUGAAGGGGGUGAGCUCUGUGGCGCAGAAGCUGAGCUUCACUGAUACCAUGGUUUCCCAGACAGAUUCUGUUUCCGAGGAUGGUUCCAAGAAGGCAUGGGAGAGAGUAGGCAGGAUUAGUAGCCGUUAUAAUGGGUUUUCCGUCUUCACGAACUACCCGCAAUUUGCAGCCAUUGCAGGCAGGAAGUUAGUCCUGUGUGAGAUGAGGUCAGCUGGGAGAGUGAACGAUGCGCCGGGCGCUAUCGGUAGGGUUCACGAUUAUGGCGGUUUUACUGUCACGGUUUUCAGAGAAUUUCAGAAUUUUGAUGCCGUCACGACCAUGGCUUGGAUUGAUCAUUCUGUGAUCAUUGGCACCGCUAGUGGAUAUUCGCUCUUCUCGUGCAUUACGGGUCAGUUUAGCUCCAUUUUCUCUCUUCCGGAGUCCUCGGGACCACCCUUGUUGAAAGUUAUGCAUAGACGCAAGGAGGUGCUUCUGUUGGUGGAUAAUGUUGGGAUCGCCUCGAAUUCUUUGGGCCAGCCUGUUGGUGGAAGUAUGAUAUUCAGACACGUUCCUGAAGCUGUUGGCCAGAUAUCGAUGUAUGUGGUUGUCUUUGGGGAUGGUAAACUCGACGUAUACCAUCGAAGAACCGGUGUUCUUGUUCAAUCGAUAUUUUGUGGGGAAAGAACUGGUUGCUCAGUUAUUGCAGAAGAUGACGGAGGGAAUGAGGAGUUUCUCGCUUGUGCAGUAUCUGAUAAGGUUAUCUUAUUUCAUCAACUGUCAGUAGAAGAACAGAUUAAAGAUCUGCUUAGAAAGAAAAACAUCAAGGAAGCUAUAUCUCUGGUGGAAGAAUUACAAGCUGAAGGUGGUGUGACCAAAGAGAUGCUCUCUUUUGUGCACGCUCAAGUAGGUUUUUUGUUACUUUUUGGGUUGCGUUUUGAAGGUGCUGUAGAUCAUUUCCUGCAGUCAGAAACGAUGCAGCCAUCAGAAAUUUUUCCAUUUAUAAUGCGGGAUCCAAACCGCUGGUCUUCUUUGGUACCUAGAAAUCGCUACUGGGGUUUGCAUCCUCCUCCUAUACCACUUGAAGAUGUUGUCGACAAUGGCUUGAUGGCUAUUCAUAGAGGAAUUUUCUUAAGAAAAGCAGGUGUAGAUACUGGUGCUGAUGAGGGCUUUUUGUCAAAUCCACCGAGCAGAGCUGAACUCUUGGAAUCGGCCAUCCUUAACAUCAUAAGGUACUUAAAGGUGUCAAGGGAUAAGGAUUUAAUGCCUCCUGUGAAGGAGGGCAUCGACACCCUUCUAUUGUACCUCUUUAGAGCCCUUGAUCUUACUGAGGAUAUGGAGAAACUGGCGUCUUCCCCAAAUAAUUGUGCUGUUGAGGAGUUGGAAAGUCUCUUACAAGACUCUGGGCAUCUAAGAACGCUUGCUUUUCUGUAUGCGAGUAAGGGGAUGUACACAAAAUCCCUUGACGUGUGGCGAGCUCUGGCGUUGAAUCUUCCAAAUGGUUCACGGAAGGAUGCAUUGCUGCGAUGGGAUGUACAAUACCCUUCUGCAAACUCUACUCAAAAGGAUGCUGCAACACAGGCUUCACAUAUUCUUGAGGAAUCUUCUGAUAAAAGUAUUGUUCUGAAACAUCUAGAAUGGAUCAUUGAAGUGGAUGAGGAGCUUGCUGUUAGUGUAUUAACAUCUGAGAAAAGGGCAGAACAGCUUCCUCCAGAAGAAGUACUUGCAACUAUAAGUUCAAAAAAAGUGGAGGUUAUGCAAAGAUACUUGCAAUGGUUAAUUGAAGACCAAGGUUUGGAAGACAGUCAAUUCCACACUCUGUAUGCACUUUCACUUGCAAAACCUGUGGUGGAAACCAUUGGAACGGACGUUGCUAAGCAUGAUCCAAGUGCUGCUAUGCUCAGAGCGGACAAUGUCUCUGACACGAUAACUAGCAUGGAUAUUGGAUUUCUUGUUAGGGAGAAAUUGCAGUUUUUCUUGGACUCUUCAGAUUUGUAUGAUGCAGAAGUGGUUCUUGAUUUGAUAGAAGGAUCAGAGUUAUGGCUAGAAAAGGCAAUUUUGCAUAGGAAAUUGGGACAUGAAGCCCUGGUUCUCCAAAUUUUGGCCCUAAAACUGGAAGAUGGUGAAGCUGCAGAACGAUAUUGUGCUGAGAUUGGGAGACCAGAUGCAUAUAUGCAGCUGCUUGACAUGUAUCUGGAUCCACAAGAUGGGAAGGAACCUAUGUUUAAUGCUGCUGUACGUCUUCUUCAUAAUCACGGCGAAUCUCUAGAUCCUCUGCAAGUGUUGGAGAAGUUGUCCCCAAAUAUGCCACUCCAGCUUGCUUCAGAGACACUGUUACGAAUGCUGAGAGCUCGAGUUCAUCAUUACCACCAGGGGCAGAUUGUAUAUAAUCUGUCACGAGCUAUAAAUCUUGAUACCAGGCUGGCAAGAUUUGAGGAAAGAACAAGGCAUGUGCAGAUCAAUGAUGAGAGCCUAUGUGACUCUUGCCACACACGUCUUGGCACAAAACUUUUUGCCAUGUAUCCCGAUGAUUCAGUGGUCUGCUACAAGUGUUUCCGUCGGCAACCUGAGCACAUUUGUCCGGUCAAUGGGCGUGAUUUUCAGCGGGAUUUUGUGUUCAAGCCUGGUUGGCUAGUGAAGAAGCUCUGAUGACUGAUAGUCUGAUCAUCCAUUUGUUCUAAAUUAAGAAGCAGAUAGUCUAUUGGUGAACGAGGUCUGAAAGAGCACAAGUGCCACCCAGAAGGAGUUGGAGAGAUCGUGCCCGGAAAAUCAUUGCCUAGCAUGUACAGAUCCCAUAGUUGGACUUGUAUGUAUUUCUGCAAGCUGGCUGUUGGCCAGCAUCAUUUUUGGGAGGUGCUUUGUCACUUGUAUAAGAUGAACCUCGCAUUUCACAAUGUGCAUAACAGUUUAAGUUUCUCAUGUAAUCGAAUUUGCGGUAGUUUCUGAUGCCUGUCAAAUGAGAGCAGAGAUUUUUUA